Molecule: messenger RNA, 1701 nt
Organism: Vigna angularis (adzuki bean)
Lineage: Eukaryota; Viridiplantae; Streptophyta; Magnoliopsida; Fabales; Fabaceae
Exons: 9
Coding region: 515-1459 (314 amino acids)
Biological process (GO): proteolysis
Molecular function (GO): dipeptidyl-peptidase activity; serine-type exopeptidase activity
Source: RefSeq, a predicted model, not a curated record
UCACUUUCACGCUGCACUUCUUCUCCUUUGCUUCUAAAUCGCCAAAUCAAUCGUGAAAACCCUCAUCCUACUGGACUGCGACUUCUCUCUUUUGCUAUAUUUGGGAGGUUAGGGUUCCGCGACUCAUCUAGAAGCGAUUGAUGCUGAAAUUGCGGCCAUUCUCGAUGAGGCUCGAACAUCAUACGCCACCCACAACCGAAAGCUCAUGUCACUCAUCCGAGCCAAAUCCUCUUCUUCGGUCUUCUUUUCCGCCUUCUCCAGAACCCUAACUCCUCUCAUUGAUUUCCAGAGGUGCCUUGCCUCUGUUGAACGCGUCGUCUCCUUCGUCUAUGCCCUUGCUGCCUCCGCCUCCGACGAGUUCCUCGAUUGCUUCCUCAAGUUCCUCCUAGCUGCCGCUACGACAUCCAACAAAACAGCCAGAUUCCGAGCGUGCCAGAUCGUCUUCGAGAUAAUAUUGCCGCUUCUAGAUGACGCAGAAGUGAGCAAUGAGAUAUGUGAUUAGGUGAUUGAGUGGAUGAUGGUGAGGGUACGCGACAAGAUCCCUGUGGUGCGUAGUUUUCCCCUCAUGUCAUUAGUUAAUGAAUGUGCCAAAUGCCAUGGACUAAAAAUUGGGAAGGCAGUUGAUGAUGAUGAUGAUGUGGGGAACUACUUUGUGCUUGCAAUGGUGUUUCCUGCUAGUAAGGUUUCGAAGGAUGGAGUACGCCUGUCUUCAAACCUUUAUUUUCUACGGAAACAUAUCCUACUUCAUAUAUCACAAAUCGAACUGCAACAUAGAUUCUACGGAAAAUCAAUACCAUUUGGGGGAAACAGGAAGGUUGCAUACGCAAAUGCUACCACACUGGGGUAUUUGAGCUCCACACAGGCAUUAGCCGAUUAUGCCACUCUCAUCAUUGAUUUGAAGAAGAAUUUGUCAGCAACUGAUUCUCCCGUUGUGGUGUUUGGAGGAUCCUAUGGAGGAAUGUUGGCAGCUUGGUUCAGGAUGAAGUAUCCACACGUUGCAAUUGGAGCUCUGGCAUCCUCUGCUUCCAUUCUCCAAUUCAUGGAUUUGGUUUCACCAGAUAUCUUCAACAGCAUCAUCUCGCAAGAUUUCAGAAGCGAGAGUGAGAAUUGUUACAAAGUGUUAAAAGGGUCAUGGAAACUAAUAGAGCACACGACCAACAAACCCGGGGGACUGGAACUGUUACAGAAAUCAUUCAGAAUUUGCAAAAGCAAUGAUUUUGGGGCAGGUUCUCUGGAAGGAUGGCUUAGGACGGCGUGGGUUUAUACAGCUAUGACAGAUUAUCCCACACCAUCCAAUUUCCUCAAUCCCUUGCCAGCAUAUCCCAUAAAAAAGAUGACAAUUGAUGAGGUGAAGCACACUGCACAACAACAAAUGAACAGAGCAUUAAAGGAUCAUGCCAGGUUAUAUUCUCUGUCUUGCUCUAUUAUGUAUGUGAGCCACAGGAUCAAAUCAAGGUAGCAAUAAUUUGACUUUGAGAGGGUGGCCACUCAUUAUAUUUGAUGACACAUUUCCAAUGGAGCAACAUGUCAUAAAGGAUGUUCGGGAGCAGUGGACUGCAUUUUUUUAACCAUUUGUAAAUGAUUAGAUGUUUCAAUAUUACAUUUUGAAUUUACGAACUAUUUUAUGUGUAACUAUAUUAAGUAAAUAUGUUAGGUAAAUAUAUUUAGGAACUUUGUUAGGUAAAUAUUACCAUUUGAUGU